AGAACUGCAGUUGAGUCGAAACUGUCAUCAGUUGCACUCUAUCGAAUCGAACGGAAAUCGAGAUGCGUCCAACACUCCAGGUCCUCGUCAGUGUCCUUUGUCUGGUCUAUGCCUACGCCUGGGAUCAUACCAACUGCAACGAUCACUUUAUCGAAUUCAUGGACUAUCCCGAUGAGAGAGCUAGCUCUUAUAGCGAUGAAUCUUCAGAAUGGGAUUUCUUUGAAUUUUGGAGGCAUGUGUUGGGCCUGUAGCAAUUCUGACAUCGCUGACCACGCCUCUGGUCAUAGCAAUCACUUGGCGAGACAUGUGACCUUCGGAUGUCAAGGCGUGAAUAAAGAACAUUAAAAUUUAA
Molecule: messenger RNA, 352 nt
Organism: Drosophila simulans
Lineage: Eukaryota; Metazoa; Arthropoda; Insecta; Diptera; Drosophilidae
Exons: 1
Coding region: 63-251 (62 amino acids)
Source: RefSeq, a predicted model, not a curated record